GAGCGACAUGUGGAAUAGCACGAAAAACUGUCAGUAGUUAUAUCCAGUCCCUUGGCGAGCAGUCGGUGUUCGGUAGACAAAGCGGCGUGAGGAUUGCGAUUCCUCGUUUCCCGUAAUAAGAAAAGCCUGAUAAAAAUGUGGCGGAAUUCAGCGAGAAUAAAAUUGAUCGUCGCUCGAUCGAUGUCUAUAAACAAUUACAAAUAAACGUGAGACAUGGUAGUGAGCUUGUCCGAACGGGAUAAAACGAACGUUUGAACGUCUCCAUCAGACUCUACGAAGCAGUGACGACUCAGUGAUUUUUUUAAAAGCUUUCAACCAACAAACUAACGACUGAAAAGACUCUCAGACUCUUCGCAGUCUUUUUGUCUGCCACGAUCUCUGAAAAACCCUCUUUCAAGCGCCCGCGGAGCUGCGGGAUUUCACGAUGGUCACGGAUAACACCAGCCAGACGGAUGACACGACGGCGUUUCUUCGGGCUGCUAGGUCCGGAAACCUCGAAAGAGUAAUCGAGUACCUCGACACGAAUCUAGAUAUCAAUACGGCCAACUCGAAUGGCUUAAAUGCUAUGGAUUUAGCCUCGAAGGAUGGCCACGUCGAAAUUGUAACUGAAUUAUUAAAAAGGGGAGCGAAGGUUGACGCAGCCACCAAGAAAGGAAACACCGCUCUUCAUAUAGCUUCCUUAGCUGGGCAAACGGAAAUAGUUAGGAUCCUUAUUCAGUAUGGGGCUUCGGUCAACAUACAAUCUCAAAAUGGUUUCACGCCUCUGUACAUGGCAGCUCAAGAGAAUCACGAUCAAGUCGUCAAGUUAUUACUGUCCAGCGGAGCCAAUCAGAGCCUGGCUACUGAGGACGGAUUUACCCCCUUAGCGGUAGCGAUGCAACAAGGACACGACAAAGUAGUAAGCGUCUUACUCGAAAACGAUUCGAAAGGAAAAGUUCGUUUGCCAGCGUUGCACAUUGCAGCGAAGAAGGACGACUGCAAAGCUGCUGAUUUAUUAUUACAGAACGAUCAUAAGCCGGAUGUGACAUCGAAAAGUGGGUUCACUCCGCUUCACAUUGCGGCUCAUUAUGGAAAUGAGGAGAUAGCGCGUUUGCUCAUAAAACGCGGAGCUGACGUAAACUACCUGGCCAAGCACAACAUAAGCCCGUUGCACGUUGCUGCCAAAUGGGGCAAGAAUAACAUGGUGAAAAUAUUGUUGGAAAAUUCGGCCAGCAUCGAUGCCAAAACUCGAGACGGGCUUACACCGCUUCAUUGCGCUGCUCGAUCCGGCCACGAGGAGGUCGUUUCCACUCUUCUCGAGCACGAGGCGCCGAUCAGUGCUCGCACCAAGAAUGGAUUAGCGCCAUUGCACAUGGCAUCUCAAGGUGAUCACGUCGACGCCGCAAGGGUUUUGUUGUACCAUCGAGCACCGGUUGACGAAGUGACCAUCGAUUAUUUAACAUCUCUCCACGUCGCUGCACAUUGCGGGCAUGUUAGAGUUGCGAAGCUGUUGCUGGACAGAAAAGCUGACCCAAAUGCUCGUGCCCUUAAUGGCUUCACGCCGCUUCAUAUCGCGUGUAAGAAAAACCGCAUCAAAGUCGUGGAACUUUUGCUCAAGCAUGGGGCCUCGAUCGAAUCGACCACGGAGUCCGGACUGACCCCAUUACACGUCGCCAGUUUUAUGGGCUGUAUGAACAUUGUCAUAUUCCUACUGCAGCACGAAGCCAAUCCUGACGUGCCAACCGUAAGGGGUGAAACACCUUUGCAUCUAGCUGCUAGGGCUAAUCAAACUGAUAUUAUUCGGAUAUUAUUAAGAAACGGAGCCAAAGUAGAUGCUCGAGCGAGGGAAGAACAAACACCUUUGCAUAUCGCGUCGCGUUUGGGCAACGUUGACAUCGUAAUGUUAUUAUUGCAACAUGGAGCUGCUGUUGACACAACGACAAAGGACAUGUACACUGCUCUGCAUAUUGCAGCGAAAGAGGGCCAAGAGGAGGUGGCGGCUAUCCUCGUGGAAAAUCACGCUUCUGUCAAAGCAGCGACGAAAAAUGGUUUUACACCUCUGCACAUCGCAGCCAAGUACGGAAAUAUGAACGUCGCGAAAAUACUCUUGCAAAAGGACAGCAAACUCGAUGCACAGGGAAAAAACAACAUUACGCCGCUACAUCUUGCGUGUCAUUACGAUCACUCGAAUGUUGCCAAUAUGAUCUUGGAGAAAGGGGCAUCUCCACAUCUUGCCUCACAAAAUGGUCAUACUCCUCUGCAUAUUUCGGCUCGUAAAAAUCAGAUGGAUAUAGCCUCGACGCUGCUUGAACACGGCGCCGAUCCUAAUGUCCAAUCGAAAGCUGGUUUCACACCGCUGCAGUUGAGCGCCCAAAAAGGACACUACGAUAUGACAAAUUUAUUGAUCGAGCAUGGUGCUGAUCCGAAUCACAAAGCGAAGAACGGUCUGACUGCUCUGCAUCUCUGUGCACAAGAGGACUUCAUACGCGUGGCUUCGGUCUUAGUUAAAAAUGGUGCAAACGUCGAGAGUGAAACGGAAACUGGAUACAGACCGAUUCACGUUGCCGCUCAUUUCGGAAAUUUGUCAAUGAUACGUUUCUUGCUUAAACACAAUGCUCAAAUCGAUGUGAGAACCAAUCAGAAUUAUACGCCGCUGCAUCAAGCUGCACAACAAGGCCAUGCACACAUUGUGUCUGCCCUGCUGGAAGGAAAUGCGUCACACAAUGCUCGAACGGCCGAUGGUUUGACCGCGUUGAACGUGGCUCAAAAAUUAGGUUACAUAUCGGUGAUGGAGGUUUUGAAGGGUUUGUCGUACGAUACUCUCACACCUGACAACAGAACUUGGGAAGAGAAGUACAAAGUUAUUGCUCCGGAGAGUCUUCAAGAGACCAGCUUUAUGUCUGACUCCGACGACGAAGGAGUUUCAGACGGUUUGGUGAACGAGCAACCGUACCGAUAUCUUACGGCAGAUUUGAUGAAGAGUCUGCGAGACGAUUCGUUGCCCAUUGACGUUACCAGAGACGAUCCAAUACACCGACAAGUCUCGAAAGAAGAGAAGCAAGAAUUCGUUCAGAGCAACAAUUAUUGUUUGGCUGAGAAUUUCGACACGAAUGACAGCGCGAGCUUGGCAAGACUUCACUUCAGAUCAUUUUUAGUGAGUUUCUUGGUCGAUGCUCGCGGUGGAGCCAUGAAAGGCUGCAGACACAGCGGUAUAAGAAUCAUCGUUCCUCCUCGAAGAGCCACGAUGCCGAUACGCGUUACUUGCAGAUUGAUGAAACCAAGUAAAGUCGCUAAUCCACCAUCGCUCAUGGAGGGCGAAGCUCUCGCAACUCGGAUCAUAGAAAUGGGACCGGUCGGAGCGAGUUUUUUGGGCCCUGUCUUGAUUGACGUGCCCCAUUUUGCAUCGGUGCAAGGCAAGGAGAGAGAGAUAAUUAUACUGCGAAGUGAGAACGGUGAAACGUGGAAGGAGCACGAUAAUUCACCAGACAAUGACGAUACUCUGUUCAACACACCCCAUGGUAGUAAACGUAGUACGAAUCCUCAAUUGAGUGCAUCGCAUAAUGGACGAAUAACUCGAAUAUUGACGACCGAAUUUCCACAAUAUUUUGCUAUUGUGACAAGAAUUAAACAAGAGGUCCACGUGAUUGGCGCCGAUGGCGGGAUUCUCAUUUCCAGCGUAGCGAACCACGUGCAAGCCGUUUUUCCACCGGGGGCUUUGACCAAAAAAAUCAAAGUUGGUUUACAGGCGCACGUCAUACCGACCGAAUUGACGGCUAAACUUUUGGGCAACUGUGUGGCUGUGUCGCCCGUAAUUACUAUCGAACCGAGGAGGCGGAAGUUCCACAAACCAAUAACUCUGACGAUUCCGGUGCCACAAGCUGCCAACAAAGGAAUGAUCAAUCAAUAUGGCGGGGAAACUCCUACGCUGCGUCUACUUUGUAGCAUAGCUGGAGGCACGAGCGAAGCACAAUGGGAAGACGUGACGGGAUCUACGCCUCUGACAUUCAUGAAUGAUCGUGUAUCAUUCACUACAACAGUUUCCGCGCGAUUCUGGCUUAUGGAUUGUCGAAAUAUCAGCGAAGUGCCCAAAAUGGCUACGGAAUUGUACAAAGAGUCACUCUUCGUGCCGUACAUCACGAAUUUUGUCAUCUACACGAAGAGAAUGGACGUGCUUGAGGCAACACUACGAAUCUUGUGCAUGACUGACGGCAAGGAAGGAAUCCACACCCUUGAGAGACAAGAAGAAUUUCUUGAAAUCGUCAAGAGUCGAGACGUCGAGGCCCUCGAUGGAAAAGAUCUUUACAUCGAAUUCAGCGGAAAUUUAGUGCCGGUUACGAAAUCCGGUGUACAAUUGAAGUUCACCUUCAAAGCUUUCCGUCAGAAUCGACUCUCCUUCCACGUCAAAGUUCGAGAUCCGCUACUCGAUCCUGUCGCCCGCAUGAUGUUCAUGAGAGACCCGAAAGUUGCCAAGGGCGAGCCCGCUCAGCAGCCCAUUUGCGUUCUCAAUAUCGUACUGCCGGAGAACAUUAACCAAGAAGAAAACAAGAACAGAGAGUACGAAGAUUCCAACGUGACAGAACGAAAAAUUGAUCGUUACGAGAGCGCGUAUACGAAGCACGAGGGGGAAAAGGGCGAUAGACCAAAGUCCUCGUCACCGUCGGAAUCAAAAUUCAUUACUGAUAUUUUGCAAAAAGAACAGACAGAUGCCGCUACUAUCCACGAAUCCUUUGCACAAAAAGCGGCUUCUCCCAUAGAAUCUGUAGAUGCUAGUUAUCCCAGUAACGUAAGCCAUCGGGACGAACUAUCGCCCACUAACGAGAAACAAACUUACACGGAGAAGCGAAAGUUCUGGGAGGACAUUACGAGAAAGCGAGAAAAUUAUCAGCGCUCCGAGUCCGAAAUGUCGAGAACUUCCCAAAUUACGGUUAACGAGAGCGACAGCGAGUGUUGCAUACAGAACAUCGUUUCCGAGGAAGAAACCGCCGAAAUCGUUCCGGAGAGAUCGGAAACCAUGGAAGACCUCAAUAUUCCGGAUAUUUCGGAAUGUUCCGUUGCCGAAAAGGCCCACUACUUCGAGGAACAGAUACAGAAGGAGCUCUCCACUUCCCGACCAACUUCGAAGCUCAUUACUCAAGAAUCCAUCAAAGAACAGUUCGCCAAAUUACCCAGCAACCUUUCCGGCCAAUCGGCCCCCGACAGAGCCGACAAGGUCAAAUGGGACACGGAAAUAGAUCGGAAAAUCGAAAAGGACGAUUGGAACCUGAGCGAAUCGAUCAGAAGAGACAAAUUCUUCGCCGGGGACGAUUGCAAGUUUGAAAAAACGAGAAGCAGCCUCCGCGAGCACGAGAGAAACGAGGCUAAGACGCUGGACAUCGACGCGGGCGAAGAUUCCGAUCAGCAGGAACCUGACCAAGUUUCCGACGAUAAAAUUAAAGAGGCGGAAGAAAAUGAAUUGGAGAAAGAAAUUGAGUCCAAAGACUCCAAAGCCAGAACUUUCGACCAAGACAAAUCUUCAGCCCUUCCAAAAGAAUCGGAAUUCCCACCCGAGUCUCUCAAGCUCAAGGACAUAGCUCAACCCGAUUUGGAUGCGCAUCGGAAAAUUUGCACAGAAUUUUUGCAACAUGAGGCUAAGCUCAGCCACGAGGAAUUGGAAAGCAGCGAUCGAGUGUACAAAUCCCUCGAUAAAACAGCUUUCGUCGUUGAUAAACGCGAGGAGGAUCAAUCGCCGAUACGAGAAGAAACUUUGGAAUCUUCGCGAGACGCUAAAGCUCAGCCAGUCGCGUCUCAACACGAGGAAUCGAUCAAACCAGCCAAAGAGGAUUCGCCUCCUUCUAUGAUACCUCGGAAAAUAAAGCCCGACGUUCCCACCAAAUCUGAAGCGAAGAAAGUGCCUUCGGAGGAGACUGAAACGAAACAAGAAUUGCCAUUGGAACCACAAGUGAGCCUUGCAACAGACAAGUUUAGCAGCGAACGAGAUACCAAAAUUUACGACAAAGAAUCUACCAGCCCGUCCGAAAAAGAUACUCUCAAGCUCCAAGAGGAAUCGAAACUGAUGAAAAAGGAUUCUCGCAUUCCGAUAUCAAUGCCCAAACUUGAAAAGGAGAAAGAAGUUGCGCCCAGCAAAAUCCCGGUCUCGCCGCCAGCAAAAUCGGUUUCCGGGGAAGAAAUAACGUCGCCGAAGAUGGAAAAAGAAAAGGAGCCUGCGCCCAGUAAAAUCCCCAUUCCGCCGGCAGCAAAGUCGGUUUCCGAGGAAGAAAUAACAUCGCCGCCGAUCGAAAAAGAGAAAGAAUUCGCGUCCAGUAAAAUUCCGGUUUCCCCGUCAGCGAAGUCAGUUUCGAGGGAAGAAAUGAGAUCGCCCAAGGAGAGUUUCGACGAGAAAACGAGCUUGAAAUUCCGCGAGGAAUCAAAGCCUGUAAAGAAGGAUUCUCAGAUACCGACUCGGGUAGCGACAAAAGUUGAAAAAGAGAAAGAACCGGGGGCGAGUAAGAGGGGAGAGUCGCCGACGGAAAAAUCGGCGGCAUGGGAUCGAUCUCCGUCGGGCGAGGGAGUCACGUCCCCGAAGAAGGAGUUCGAGUCCCGCAUUCCGAAACCCACGGCAUUGAGCAAAGGUCAGGAGAAGGAAGCUCGAAAAGAUUCGCCGAAAGAGAUUUUGACGGAGAUAAAAACAACGGAAAAGCUUUCGUCGCAGCAUUACCAAAAACUCACUUCCGAAACGACGACGAAAACGAUCAGCAAAACUUUCGUCGCUCAGACGAUCGACGCCGAGAAGAUAUUCGAGGAAGCCGAGACGAAAAUAAAACAGGACACGUCCGUCGUCACUUCGAAGAUCGACCACAAAGCGUUGACCGAAACGAAACAGAUAACCUCUUCGGACGCUACCAAAGAGCCGGAAACAUUUUUCAAACACGAGCAGUCCGAUCACAAGCUCAAAGAGAAAUUGACCGAAUCGACCACGACCAAAGAAACUCCUCGAGAAGUGCUCUACGACAAGCAACUGGAGUCGCAAAAAUCCGACGUUCUCGGACUCGAAGAAAUCUCGAUGACGCUAAAGGACGGUAAGCAGAGCGUCGAGGCAGCUGCCAAGAAAUGUAACAAGGUCGAGAAGGAUGAGCAGAGAUUGCAAUCGCUGGCGGACGACGGAGGAACAUUUAUCCAAGCGACGGACUCGAGUCUCCUCAAAGAGCGUGAGAUCGAUGCUCGGUUAAGAAUCGAAAGAGAGUCAGACCAACGCGAGCCUCUCGAUUUCGACGAGGAAAUGAAGAGAGCGGUGAUCAACGAGCGGCGGUCCGAGGAGCGCACCGUUUCGGAGGCGCACGUCGUGCUCCCCGCCGACCUGGGAACCAAGGAAUGUCGAUCGGAGGCAAGGCCAGCCGGUAAAGUCGAGUCCGAGGCUGGGACGGUAGCGCAAACGCCGGAGGAGCGUCAAGAGCAAAUGGUGAAAGAAUUGGAGGCUCGGAACAUUGCCGAAACCAUAAUAGAAUCGAUACAAACGGAAAUAGCGAAGAGGUCGGCGAGCCUGGAGGGCAUCAAGCAGCUCGACACUUCGGACAGCGACAGCAAAGAUUAUUCGGAAAACACUUUGGACAUGGACACCAAAGAAUCGGAGGUAUUCCACGACCAAAUGGCCGACGAUUUGAUGAAAAAGUUCGAAGACAUAAUGGAGAAAAGAUCGAGGAGUCAGUCCCAAGUGUUGGACGAUAACGAAAUGUUGCCGGAGCGGCUGCGCUCCGUGAUUCUAUCGCACGAAGAGAAUCUCGAGAAAAUUUCGGACCGCGGGAGCAUCAGCGUCAGCGAGGAUUUGACGAAGGACGAGGAGUCGACGCCCUACGACAAGGAGGAAAGUUUCCCCUCGUCCUCGUCUCAGCCCAAGUUGAUCGACCGCGACAUGACGAUGAGCCCGAGCAGCAUUUCCGAUCCGAUCGACCUCGAAGUUUCGUUGGAAUCGGAGCAGUCGAACGACGUCGAAUCGGCGAAGCAAGGAAUCGAGAGGAAGUCGGAGGAGCCGGGUUUGGACUCGGUACCUUCUUCAGAGAUGGACGAGCCCAGGGCGAAAUCAUCGGAAAAGGCGGAGCAGACGAAGCAGAUUCAAGAGCCGAUCCAAGUCGCGACGAUUCACGAGAGUCCGGCGUUCGAUUCCCUCGACGAAAUCUGCCAGGAUCGCAAUAUUAUUGCGGACCCUAUAAAAAUGGAUUUCUCUUUCGACGUCGCUAAGAUCGAGAAGCCGAAGGACAUGGGGAAGGCGAAAUCCCUGGCGAACCUGAUCGUCAGACGCACCGAGAGCGACGAGUCCGUGAGCCCUGCGAUCCUCUCGCCCCGGUUGAGGCUCAAAGAGCUCGAGAUAAAACCCGUCAACUGGAUGAUCGGCGACGAGAAGAUCGAAGUCUCGGAGCCGCUGCAGCCCUCCCAGGCGUUCGACAAGGAGCUCGAGGAGUACCAACGCUCCCUCGCGAGGCAACGAAGUCGAACUUCCUCUCGAGACGGAUCCGUGGACGAGCAGGAAUCCGUAACGCGGUCUUCCGAGGACGUUAGCACCGUCGAUUCGGUGAGGGAAACCUUCGUUGAAAAAGAUUCUUCCGAGGUCGUCGCGACAACGCCCUCCUCCAAGUUCACCGUCACCGCCGUCCCCGAGCAGGACUUUGAGAGCGAACUCGUUGAAAAUCGGCUGGACAUAAGCUGUCAGGAACUCAUAGACACUCUGAAGAGGGAAUACGAGGCCAAAACACCCACGGAAGAUCGAGACGAGUCGAAGUACACUUACGAUUCGGAGAAGGCUGAAAAAGGAGGCCGUAAAACCCCGGACUUUUCGGCCCGCGUUGACCCCUCGCUGGAAUCCACUGCACCAGAGGAAACGGGCGACGCGAGUGUCGGCGACGUUUCUAUCGAGGUGCCGAAGUUGCUCGUAGAGGAUAAAACGGAAGCUGGGGAGCCGGAAGAGGCUGCGACGACGGAGACGCGUUUGGAGGAAAAAGCAAAGGAACCGGAGCUCGAACCAAUUGCGGUAUCGAGCGAGCCGGCAGAAAAAAAAGAAGAGAUUGUCGCAGCCUCCCGGAGGACCGUGGACGAAGCGAAGAGCGACGUUUCGUUGCGAGGUCUGAAGCAGACGUCGCCGAGCAAAGCUCGAAAGACUUAUUCCGAUGAAUCGAAAGCCGGGGGGGGCGUUUUGGAAAUUCGUGAAAAAGUAUUGAGCAGCGACAAGGGGAAGAAGGAAGAUUUGCCGAGCGUUGAUCUCAGCGCCCGGUACGCGAUAACGGUUCUCGAUCAAGUCGUCAAAAAAGAGAUCGCCGAGGUGAAGGAAUCUCUGGAAGCCGCGAAGCAGGAUCUCAUCGAAGAAUUGAGCGAGAACUCUGAAACGGUGUUCCAGAUAAAAGACUCACCGUCGGAGUUCCAGUUCAAGCUCGAGCCCGAAACGAUACCGAACGAUUUGCCAUUUUUGUACAAAGCUCCUUCGUUCGAGCAGGUCGAGCAGAAAGCAGCCGCCGGCAAACCGGAGGGGUCUCCGGUCGCGAAGCCCCGGAGAGUUGAUCCCGAGGACAAAGCUGCUUCCGAGUCCGAGGAAAAAGUCUCCCCCGAGGGGAGAUCGAAAAGCAGCAAAACGGGGGACAAAAGUUUCGAAGAAAAAUCUCAAUCCAGUACCGACUCCAGUGGAAAAGGUAAUUUUAUUAAAAUCCUCGAAACGAGCGACAAGGAGACCAGCGCCGAGGCCACAGCGACCUCGCAACCGGUCGCCGCCACUCGAUCGAGCUCGGACGCCGAGAGCAAAGACGAGGGAGCGACGCUCCUGACUCCUCAACCGGCCCCGCGGCGUCGGCCCAAGCCCGCGCGGACAUCGAAAAAAGUCACCUCGGAAAGUGACGCGGGCUCGAGUUCCGGGGACAGCAGCAAUUACCAAUCCUGCGACUACGAAAUCGGGAGUGGCAGCAGACCGAGUUCUUCGGACAUCGAGGCGCUGCACUCGACUCUCCCAUCCGGGACGGUCUCCGAGUACGAAACGGCGCUCAUGUCGAUCGAGCAUUCGUCCGCGUCGAGGCCGACGUCGCAGGAGUACCAGAGCGCCGUCAGCACCCUGAGUUCUCGUGAAUCGAUGAAGUCCCUCAACUCCCUGAGCUCCGGUCAUCUCGGCAGCAUCGACAGCGCCGGUGAGCUUUCCGAGACUCUCGUAGCCUCGGAAGCGGAGGACGAGCAGGAGGAGGACGGCGAGAAGGAUCAGAUGGAGGAGAAUCUCGAGGGGAUUCUCGACGAGGACAAAGAGUCCGACUCCUCGAGCAGCGAGAUCGCCAUGGAUGACGCUUUCGACAAAACCAGCGACGACCUCCCCUGUCGCAUGAAACGCUCUUCGGAAAUGAUCUUCCAACAGAUCAUGGACGAAGCAGCUGCCGAAGGCGAGGAAGCCACCAACGAGGAAGAGGGAGGGCCGGAGGAGGAAACGCGAUUCGACGAAUGCACCACCGAGCAGUUGCCCAGCGACACCGUCGCCGAGGACGAGGAAGCUUUUAGGACCGAUUCCAUUUUCAUGAGCACCGACCUGACCAGCGAAGCUUACGACAAGAGUUUCUCGUCGAUGGAGUCCAAGACCGAUGUGCCGGAGGUCCUCAUCGAGGGCGUCGCUCCCCAAACCGACGCUCCCUUACUCGACACUCACCUCGAAGCCGAGGAAGAAACCGAAGCGGAGGAGACUAGGCAAGAAUUGCUGGAAUUCACGACUAGCACGGAAGCGGAUAUGCCGCUGGGAGAGACGGAUGUUCCCGGGGGUGACGCGGCCCCCGGAUCGAUAGGAACUUUGCUCCAUCAAGCGAGCACGACGUCCUCGACUUCCGGAGCGAUGUCGUUCGAAACGGUGAUCGAAAAAGACCAGAAACUCGACCGCCAUUCCCCGGACAGCGAUUCCUUCGAGCUCGUCGACAAGCCCGACAUCAUCGAUGAUUUCGUCGUGAUCGAGGAAGUCGGAAGGGAAGCCGAGGAGUUCGAUUCCGAGGGUAAGAGCAUAAGCAUCGGAUCGACCUCGCAAAGCAUCAACAAGAAGUACGACAGGGAACUGGAGAACUUGAUUGCCGCGGAAACGAAGGACGAGGGUGAAGCCGCGCCGACGAGUCAGGCGCUACCGAGAAACAACGAGCUCUUCGAUUUCGAGUCGGAGGAAAGUCCGCCGAUGGCCUCGAACGCGGACGAUCAAUAUUCCCAGUCCCUUUCCGACGACGAGAACUUCGAAGGCAGUAAAAAGUGGAUGGAGAUGCAAUUCCAGGCCGAUCCUCGGGGCUACGACCUCGAUUACGAUCGCGGAAGGCUCGAGGAUAUAAAAGAAGAGGAAAUCACCGAUUUCGAAGCCGGCAGCAGCAGGUUCGGUAGCUUGGGAAGCCACAAAGGCUCGAUCGGCAGCGUCGGGAGCAUGCGGGGGAGCUACGGCAGUGCGACCGACUUCGAUGUUCUCGCGGGUAAGAAAACUUUCUCCAAACCCAUCGAACACGACAACGUUUCCUUGAGCUCCCUCCAAGAGUUCGAGUCCCUGGAGAGCGCCGUCGCGAUGGAAAAUUCGCGCAAGUUACAGUGCGGCUCCCAGGAGUCCGUCAACAACGGAAGCCUCCCGAGGCGUUACGUCACCAGCCGCUCCGGACACGGCGACGACAUAUCGCUCUCCUCCUUGAAGGACUUCGAGGGCCUGGAAAAAGCCUGUCGCGAGGCUCACCUGAUCGAGCUCCGCGCCCGAGAGGAAGAGGAUCUUCUGGAUCACGAGAGCCCCGAAAAUCGUUACAAGCUCGAGAACCUACCGCGACCGAAAGCAGCGGCCGAGCCUGUGAGCGCGACCGGCUCCUUCAAUCCGAGUACUUCCGGCUCCGACGAUUACGAAAAGAGAAUUAUGGAAAUCGACGAAAUAAUACGAAUAGCGCAAGCCAACGUUGAGAAAUUCGACCGCCAGGAUGACACCACCGAAGACAUAUCCCAAAUCGAGAUAACCGCUGAUGCCGAAAAAGUUGAAAACGUUCCUAGCGCCGUCGUCAGCGUCGUGCCGGAUCCGGAGCGAGAGGACUCGCCACCGAGACCGGGCGACACCAACCUCAUGGAAACCAGCACCGACUCCCUCGAGCUGGAGGAGAACGUCGACAAGAAGCACAAUCCCCUCUGUCGAAGCUCCGAUUCUCUGGAGAUGAAAACUACCAUAGAUUUCCCUUCUUUGAGCUCCGAUUCUCUGAACAACGUCAGAGACCCGCGGGAAACUCAAAUCGAAACGAGCAACGAUCGGUUCGGCAGCAACAGACGAAUCUCUUCGGACUCCCUCGAAAUGCCACUCGUCGAACAACAGCCGGACGCGGAUUCGCACGACAAGAGCUCCGAUAACGGCAGUUAUCACUUGAAAGGAUCUUUCGACGAUUCUGUCGAGCAAACUUGCUCCACAACCGAUACAAAAAUAACCAACAACGGCAAAACGAGGUCACCGUCGAUGAGUGAAUCGUAAAAUGCCCGUGAGAUCGAGCACUAUGAAAAGGAUUUUCAAGAGGAGAAUAUACGAGAAAAGCUCUCAAUGUGUGUGGUAACUACAAAAUGGGAGAAGAAUCAACGGCUUAUGUGCACGUGUGCGAAGGCUAAAGCUUGGAAACGCGACGAGAAACUGGCUCUCGAACGAGCCAAGAAUUUCGUCCGAGAUUCACGACGAAAUAGGAUUUUAUUACACGAUAUUAUUAACACUAAUGCGUUAGUUUAUCAUCGUUCGAUUUGAAUCGUAAGGGAGGAUCGAGUCCUGACGUGUGACGUUGCAGGUGACCAAUCCUCGUAAUAAAUACUUCUAAAUCCGCGUAAAUGCUUGGAACAAUGAGAAACGAAAAUUCAUGAUAGUUACGAUAUUGAGAAUAUUAAGAAAUUGUUGAGCAAAUGAGAUUAUAGGUGGAAUGAAAGUGGCUCGUAGUUUUAAGCAUUGUAUCCUAUUCUGGUAUUAUAUAUAUAUUAGAUAAAUAUAUAUGAAAUAUAUAUAAAUAUAUAUAUAUAUAUAUAAUAUAACGAAUAUCGGUGUGUUUACGACAGUAAUUAUCGUCGCAAUAUUUUGCUUAAUUGUUUGAAAACUUUUUACCGAGCAUUAUUACGUUGCAUUUGUAUGUUUAUAUUUUAAAAACGCGAUCGACGGACGUUCUAUUUGUACGAUAAUGAUAAAAAUAUGAGAGCAGCGAGACUCUCUCGAGUCUCCGUGUUUUUCGUAAACGUAACGAAAUUAUUGAAAAUUGAAAUGACGAUUUAUAACCGAGCCGGAUAGCAGCCAGGAGACAAAAAAAUCAUCGUGUUUUGCUCAUGUUUUUGUUCGGUAGUGUUAUCGCUUUGUGCAUCGGUGAGAAAAGUGUUGCUGGGAGUGGCGAACGAAAACGUAUUGGAUUCUUGUUUUCUUUCCAAUUUAUAGCAAAGUUUGUAUGAUCUUUGAAAAAUGCUUGCUCGACUUGUGCACGGAGGCUGAAGAAAGAGAACAAGAUAAUCGCUGCUAAUUUUUUCAUCGCUGCUUGUUUAAUCAUCGUUUCCAAUACUUCUGGAUGGUAGAACGUAAAUUCAGCAACUCUUUCGUACCAUGUGAAGAAUCAGUAGAUUUUUCCUUUGAUAGAAUUAUCUCAGGGAAAUCAAGUUGUAAUGCAGUCUUCGUCUACGAUUCCAGCGCGCAGUAUACAUUAAUUUUGUACAUCUGAUAAUAAAAUGAAAGUUGAUUAUUAUCCGA
This is a messenger RNA of Venturia canescens, 13663 nucleotides long. RefSeq names its product ankyrin-2-like. Gene Ontology annotation, cellular component: cytoplasm. Gene Ontology annotation, molecular function: protein binding. The record is from RefSeq and is a predicted model, not a curated record. The coding region runs from base 425 to 12427 and encodes 4000 amino acids. NCBI's taxonomy places the organism in Eukaryota, Metazoa, Arthropoda, Insecta, Hymenoptera, Ichneumonidae. The transcript is spliced from 28 exons.